AUGGGCAUCUUCGAGGCCAUUCGUGGCCGCAACGAUGAUGGGCGAUUCACGCGGGCACUGGUUGAUCAGCAGGCAGUCUUCGAAGCGGAGGAUAAAAAUGCCCAAACCGCCACCUCAACUGCCAAUAAUGCGGGGGAAUCUGCAACUGAAGACGAUGAGCAGCGUGGGCCCACGCACAACUCCGAGACUUCAUAUGGGCUUCACGGAAUCGAAGACGAUGCAAAGGAAGCCGGUCGCAAUCCCACCCAAGUGACUGACCAAGCUGGACUGGGUCAACAAAAGGCUGAAGCAGCAGCUCUUGUUUGGAGCCGUCCGGCUGUUUUCGCGAUUUAUGCAUGGGUCUGGGUUUGCUUUUUCAUGCUCGCUCUUCACUCCUCGAUCGGCAGCAACCUCAUCAAUUACGUUUUCUCUGAUUUUUCGUUGGCACCACAAGUCUCCACAUCAUACAUACUUGCUACCAUCAUCGGUGGUGUUCUUAAGCUGCCUCUGGCUAAAACACUGCAGCUCUGGGGGCGUGCUGAGGCGCUCCUCUUUUCGACGACUAUCUACAUUGUCGGUAUGAUUAUCUUAGCAGCGAGCAAGGGUGCCAGUUCAUUUGCUGCUGGGUAUGUUCUUUAUUGGAUUGGAUACAACUGCAUUUAUCUGAUCCUGGACAUCUUCGUGGCCGACACCUCUGGAAUGCGUUCUCGGGCAUUUGCAUUCGCCUUCGCAUCGACACCAUUCAUCUGCACUGCAUUCACUGGACCCCUCGCAGCCACGGCAAUUCGGAAAAAUGCUGGAUGGAGAUGGGGCUACGGAGCUUUUUGCAUCAUACAACCGUUUGUGAUCUGUCCUCUUGCAAUCGUAUUCAAGUUCUACGAGAGGAAGGCAGUUAGAAUGGGGGUGUGGGAGCGUAGAUCAAGUGGACGCACAAGAAUGCAAUCCAUCACCCAUUAUAUCCAUGAAUUCGAUGUGGUUGGUGCGCUCUUGCUUAUGGCUGCCUGGGUAUUGUUUCUCCUCCCAUUCAGUCUGGCCCAGUAUGGCAAGACCCAGUACAAAAGCGCUGGAUUCAUUUCAAUGGUGAUCAUCGGUUUCUGUAUGCUGUUUGUUUUUGCGGCAUGGGAGAGAUGGGGCGCCCGAACUCACUUCGUUCGAUACGAGUUGCUACGAAAGCCUACGAUUAUCGGUGCUUGCGCCUGCUCUGCGAUCCUUUAUUUCAGCUUCUAUCUUUGGGAUCAAUUCUUUUUCAACUUUGUUUCCAUCAAUUACAACCUUGACUCGACCAUGGCAGGAUACAUGAUCCAAAUUUACAAUGUCGGCUCAUGCUUCUGGUCCCCCAUUCUCGGCCUCUUCAUCUGGUGGACUCGAAGGUUCAAAUAUGUUUGUUUAUUCUUCGGUGUUCCGUUGAUGCUUCUAGGAUCUGGAUUAAUGAUCCACUUCCGAGGAAAUAGCCAUGACAUUGGCUACCUGAUCAUGUCCCAAAUUUUCGUCGCCUUUGCCGGUGGGACCUUGGUGAUUGGGGAGGAUAUGGCCGCUAUGGCUGGCGGAGGACGAGAAGGCACACCAAUCAUGCUAGCCUUGAUUGGCCUAUUCUCUAACCUGGGCGGUGCUUUCGGAUACGCUGUCUGCUCCGCGAUUUACAACAAUGUUUUCGUGAAGACACUCAGAGAUAGGCUCCCCCAAGAACUCAAGGCCAAUGCGACCCAGAUUUACACCGGUGGCAUAGCCCUUCAGCUUACGUUGCCUGUUGGCUCUCCAGAACGCGAUGCCGUUGAUUAUGCUUGGGAAUACUCCCAAAAGAUGAAUUGCAUUACUUCCACUUGUAUACUGGCAUUGCUCAUUCCAGCCGUUGCGAUGUGGAAGAAUUACGAUGUUGGCAAGAAGUCAAACAAGGGUACCAUGGCAUUCACCUAA
Messenger RNA from Penicillium angulare, 1893 nucleotides. RefSeq names its product putative siderochrome-iron transporter (gene sit2). Lineage: Eukaryota; Fungi; Ascomycota; Eurotiomycetes; Eurotiales; Aspergillaceae. The transcript is spliced from 3 exons. The record is from RefSeq and is a predicted model, not a curated record. Gene Ontology annotation, biological process: transmembrane transport. Gene Ontology annotation, molecular function: transmembrane transporter activity. Bases 1 to 1893 code for a protein of 630 amino acids.